UUAGGUGUCAGUCGCGCCGCUGCUAGCUAGCUAGCAAGUUGGAAAUUAUUGCAAGUCAUGGUGGGCCAUUCAAUGGAAAAGGAGGGUGGAUAAUGAAAUUGUGUGAUGCUAAUAAAACAUAUAAGAACACUCUCCUAGAUCCGAUUAAUGGUUAUAGAAGCUGGCCGACGUGUGGGCAUAUUGACAGAUAUAUAAAAGCUUGACACUGACACAUAGGUAAGAUUCAGAUAUCGAAAAGAAAAGGGACCAGAAGGAGACCGCUACUAGGAAUGGGAAAAAUGAAGCUUAGCUACUGGUGGAGAAGAACCCGAGACCCUCCCUCUUUCACCUUCACAACUAACUUGAUCUAUAUCUGUCAUGCACUGGCCUAGGUAUGCAAGGACGUACUGAUGGGGAAAGACCGAAACCUGCCCCUAAAACACAGUUGACCCCUUUGACUGGCUGAUAUUGGAUGUGCACAAAACGGACAGAACCUUCUCCAUUCUAGUCACAUUUUAACAACUAACUCUGCAGAAUACUGCUACAAGAGAAAGUCCCAAAAGUCCCUCUGUUCUGCCACAUCUGCGUUUUUCACACAUCGAUUCUUCAUCCCCCGUCUGUAUCUCAAUAUAAACUAUAGCAGCAGUCUAGUUUGUCCCUGGUUUUUAUUUUUACUUUAUUUUUUCUUUUUUUUCUUUCACUUUUUGUUCCUUUGUAAAGAAAUGCUUUACCUGAAAAAGUACUUCACAGAGGGCCUGAUUCAGUUCACCAUCCUCCUGAGUCUUAUUGGGGUGCGGGUGGACGUGGAUAGCUACCUAAGCAGCCAGCUGCCCCCACUGCGAGAGAUCAUCCUGGGCCCCAGCUCGGCCUACACCCAGACACAGUUCCACAACCUCCGCAACACGCUGGACGGGUAUGGCAUCCAUCCCAAGAGUGUGGACCUCGACCAGUUCUUUACCGCCCGCCGGCUGCUGAACCAAGUGCGCCAGCUGGAUCGCCUGUCGGUGCCCAGCGCGGAGCUGACCGCGUGGCUGGUGCACCGCGACCCUGAGACUGUGGUGUCUGCCGCCGGCCAGUCCAGCCCCAGCCUCACCCUGGACAAUGGCGCUGGCCUGGAGGACGUGAACAACCCAGAAGCCCCGGCAAUGAGGGGGGGCGGCGGAGCGCCUGAUGCAACCUAUGAGCUGAGUGGAGAGGACGGCACCCUGGGAGCCGUGGCUACCGAGGACAUCCAGGAGCAGAGCAACAGGGACGGCAAUGAUGACCUCACCAAAGAGGACAUUGACUUGAUUGACAUCCUGUGGCGACAGGAUAUCGACCUCGGCGCGGGACGAGAAGUGUUCAACUACAGCAACCGCCCGAAGGAGUCUGAGGCAGAGAAGCCCAGCCCAGAGGACAAGGAGGGAGGAGGCGAGGCACAAGAGAGCUGGAGGAACGGUGUGAACCUUCAGGAGGCUCCGCAUGUGGAUGGAGAGACCGGGGAGAGCAUCCCGGAGCAGCUCUCGGGCCUUGGCUCCCAGACAUCAUUGUCUCUGCAGGAAUGCCUGAGGCUGCUGGAGGCCACCUUCCCGUUCGGAGAGGAAUCUCCCGAGUUUCCAGCUCCUAUAAUCACAGCUGAGCUUGCGGUGGCCAAUGACGAAGCCCCCUCCACAUCUCAGGGGCUGUCACUGCCUCCUUCCUUGCCCCAACCUGUGCCCCAGUUGGACCUGGAGCAGCAGUGGCAAGACAUCAUGGCUAUCAUGGAGCUACAGGAGAUGGAGGUUAACAACACCUCAGAGAACUCCUUCCUCAGCACCACUUCCAACAGUGCCAAUAACAGUGGAAGCACAACCGACUCUGGUUCGGGUGAAAGCUUUGGACUUACUCGCUCUUCCACCCUUAUCCACCAAGAUGUCAGCCUUCACCAGGCCUCCCUCCCCAGUUGCAGCCAGGACUUUCCCACACUUUUUAAUCCAGACAUUGAUGCCACUAGCACCCCACGCCCACCCUUGCUGAGAAUGUCCUCCUCCUCUAACACCUCUAACGUCAACUCCACAUUCGGAUCCACCAACCUGACCGGACUCUUUCUUCCCCCACCCCUGAACAGCACCAACAACAUUACGUCCACCACUGUUUUGCCAGAUCCCUUUAGCAGUCUGCUGGAGGAGUCAAUGCUGGAUGAGAUCAGCCUGCUGGACUUGGCGAUGGAGGAGGGCUUCAGCCAGGCCCAGACCUCUCAGCUGAAGGAUGAACUUGACUCAGACUCUGGCCUCUCUCUAGACUCCAGUCACAGCCCGGCCUCCCCUAGCAGCUCUGAGACCUCCUGCUCCUCCACUGCCUCCUCCUCUUCCACAUCUGCCACCUUCUCGGAGGAAGGGGCUGUUGGAUACAGCACUGAUUCUGAGUCGGCCACAGUGGAACCAGAAGAAGGUGCUGUGGGGGGCUACCAACCAGAGUUCAACAAGCUCUGCCGAAUGAGCUACCAGGACCCCUCCCAAUUCAAUGGUCUCCCUCAGCUUGACAACGUAAACCACAAUCACUCAUACAACUUGCCACUGUCUUCAUCGUUUGACGAACACCCGGAGCUGUCGAUUCCCACUGGCAAGAAAAUGGGUCGUGAAAAGCAGUCAAAGCUUCAGCCCCAACAGGACUUCCUGGACAAACAGUCGAGUCGUGACGAGCGCCGGGCUCGGGCCAUGAAGAUCCCCUUCUCAAACGAGAAGAUCAUUCAUCUGCCUGUGGAGGAGUUUAAUGAGCUUCUGUCAAAGCACCACCUGAGCGAGGCCCAGCUGGCCCUUGUUCGCGACAUUCGUAGACGUGGGAAGAACAAGAUGGCUGCCCAGAAUUGCCGCAAGCGCAAGCUGGAUACCAUCAUCAAUCUGGAGCAAGGGGUGCACGACCUGAGGCGUGACAAGGCAAGGCUGCUGAAGGAGAAAAUGGAGUUCAUCCGCUCUAUUCGACAGAUGAAGCAGAAAGUGCAAAGCCUCUAUCAGGAGGUGUUCACCCAGCUUCGAGAUGAGGAGGGCCGGCCCUACGCCCCCAGCGAAUACUCACUCCAGUAUAGUGCCGACGGCAGCGUUCUGGUCAUGCCCCGCAGCAUGACAGACCAGCAGACCCGCAAGCCUGACAAGAAACAAAAGGACAAAAAGAAGUGAGGGGCAAACUACUGCCUUUUCUUUAUUUCUGCUAAAAUCACUAAGAAAGAUUUCUGCAGACGCAAGAGAGGUCUUUUUUUCUUUGAGAAGAUUAUUGUAAGGAGAAAAAUAGUGUUGUUAACUACUCUUCCUGCAUUAGUUUUUUUCCUUUUCUUUUGUGGUUCCUGCGUUUUCUCUGGAAAACAACUUUGAAGCAGAAAUUCUUUGUUUGAAUACAGAAUUUAUUGUUUAGAUGGAAAUAAGGAAUGAAGAAGGAAAAGAAGGGGUUGAAAGACUUGUCUGGAUCCUGUGUGGCACCAGGCCUGUGAAGAGAAAGGAAAUCAGUCAUGUUAUCAAGGGAAGGGACUGGUACCAAGUGAAGUCAGAGAAAAACAAACAUUUAGUCAACAUAAAGCCAGGUGUAAAUUCUGGGCCAUUGUUAGUUUGCUUUGAGCGGAUUGUAAAACCAGAUUUCUUGCUUGGGUCUUGAAGUGAUUGGUGGAGUGACUGUUUCUGGAGCAAGUAGAAGUUUCACAUGUAGAGGAAAGCAGAGAGAACCUUAAGAUGGAGCCAGGAGGUUUUAAGGGUUUAGAUAAUGACGGGCGAAAAGCAAGUUUGCCAUCUGGGAUACCAUAUCUUCGAUACUAACCAAAUUUGUAUGGCGCACUUCACUUGUUUUCUAGGCAAAUGUCUAGGUAGUCUGACACAGCACUCAUUCAAAAUGUGAUUGUAAUGCAAAAAGAAAAAAAAAAAACACAGUCCUUGAUAGGACCAUGUCAUCGACUUGUGAGUCCCUUGAGCAGAUUGAAUGCCGUUUGACGUGGAACUAGGACACUGGAACACAGAGAAGAGGAGCUUGGAGAACAUUGUUGAGCUGGCCAUGAUGGUGGAGCAUGACAAGUAGAAGAGAUGGGACAAUGGGGGGGAAGAAGGCACACACUGCAUUACAAUUGUAUCGGCUUCUGGAUAUCUAUGCGUAGCACUGUAAUUUGCCAUUCGAAGGCUUGGCUGUAUGCAUUGUGCCAUGUCUCUGCCGCGGGUUAAAGGAUGAGCUCUGCCGGUUCUUUUAGUUUCCCGCACAUCCUCUUUCUCUCCGGAACGGGCUAGGUUAGAUGUCUGGCUUCGUCUUCGGUCUACAUCCUGCCCUAAUUGCAUCACGUACCCUGUUUUGAGCCUGUAACCUCGUUGCAGGAAGGUUACAGGCCAGGGAAUCUCACAGUACUGAUUGUGUGAUAGGCCGUCUUGGCAGGAAAUACUGUAUGAACUGCAACCCUUGGGAAGUGUCACCCUGUUCAUUACAAUAAAAUGCACCCAUCUGUACUGGAUAACAUAGGAUUGGUUUGUUUUCUUGUAAGAUGACCAAGAUAUGCUUUAACUGUGACAGUUUGGCUAUUCCAUAAUUGCAGAGUGUGGUAGACUUUGAAAGAGUUACUUUAGGAAUGUUGUCGUUUAUCUGAUAUGGACAAGAGUUGGUUUUAAACAAUGAAUAGCCUUGUCAGCCGCAUUAGUUUACCAUCAUACGUUUGUGUCAUUAGAAAAAUAAACAAAUUGAAUCGAACUGAGUGAACUGACAAGCAGAAUGUGUAGUGAGCACCUUGUUUUCUAAUGCCUUUAUUUCACAAGCACAUUUCUAUAUUCAAGGGUUUUGAGAACAAAGGUUAUCAGACUGUUUUCAGAACAGUGGAAGUGCUAUUGCCUGAGCUUGUGUGUUUUAUUGGGGUCAAAAUUGUGUUUUAGCAUGUACCCAUAACCAAAAAUAUCAUUAGGCCAUUUACUGCAGCUGAGAAGGUUUACUGGGAGUUUGAAUACAUUUGUCAAAUUCAAAUCUACAGUGAAGGGGAAAUGAACCAAGUUGCUACACUGACCUGAAUGUCCCAUGUUCUUAUUCAUCCACAUAACUUUACUAGUUCUUAUCAUCACUACCCUCAGAGGAGAGCCAAGUAAAAACAUUGCUUUUAAUCAAAUGGUUCAUGCUAUACUAAUAUUUCCACAGGAAAUGGAAAAUCAUUUGCGUUUGUCCUUGUACUUGAGAAAGCAACAUAUUCAGACAUGAAAACAUGAACUUGCGUUGCAACACAAUGCAAAGCCCUCUAAGUUAUUAUUACAAUGAGUGCACUGCUUUAGUUAGUUGUCUUGUUUGUUCUGUAAAUAUUUAUAUGUUUCUUGUGUUUUGUCAUACUUUUUCUGUAGUUUGUCUUAGUGUGUUUUGCACAGCCUUCUUACUCCUGCUUUGAGUUUGGUUGUGCUGUUUUUUUUGGUUUACUUUGAAAUAUUUGCUGGCAAUCUGGGAUUGUUAUUUUAUUGAUUAAUAAAGUGUUUUUAUUUUCA
Molecule: messenger RNA, 5420 nt
Organism: Esox lucius (northern pike)
Lineage: Eukaryota; Metazoa; Chordata; Actinopteri; Esociformes; Esocidae
Gene: nfe2l1b
Product: nuclear factor, erythroid 2-like 1b
Biological process (GO): regulation of transcription by RNA polymerase II
Cellular component (GO): nucleus
Molecular function (GO): DNA-binding transcription factor activity, RNA polymerase II-specific; RNA polymerase II cis-regulatory region sequence-specific DNA binding
Source: RefSeq, a predicted model, not a curated record